Messenger RNA from Poecilia latipinna (sailfin molly), 4127 nucleotides. Its product is annotated as homeobox protein Hox-D9b-like. The transcript has 2 exons. Lineage: Eukaryota; Metazoa; Chordata; Actinopteri; Cyprinodontiformes; Poeciliidae. Gene Ontology annotation, molecular function: DNA-binding transcription factor activity, RNA polymerase II-specific; RNA polymerase II cis-regulatory region sequence-specific DNA binding. Gene Ontology annotation, biological process: proximal/distal pattern formation; embryonic skeletal system morphogenesis; anterior/posterior pattern specification. The record is from RefSeq and is a predicted model, not a curated record. The coding region runs from base 314 to 1255 and encodes 313 amino acids. Gene Ontology annotation, cellular component: nucleus.
UCAUAUUUUUUAUUUGGCUUUGAAACAGUAGCUGUAUUUGCAUAAAUGUGAAUGCUACAUUCUGUCAGAUCUGCAGCAGCCUGCUUUAUAUUACAUUUCUGAGCACAAAAGAAUGCUUUGAUUUAUUCCCCAUCCAGACUGAAUACGAUCUAAUCAUGUGAUCCACAGUGUAACCAAUUGGCAGCCGAGAGGACGGCAAGGGCAGGAGAAAAAAAUACUACCAUUUUAGGGGAGGAUGCAAGUCACUAUACCAGCCCAUCUAAGGUUUUACAGGCGCACUUAAGUGUAUUUUUAUUGAAAUAAUAAAAUAAACAUGUCGCUAACGAAUUAUUAUUCCAUAAUGGGUGUCCAAACCGAGGAGGCGUACGGUGCGCAUUUUAUCCCGGGCAGUUUGCAGGGUUCGACGGCCGGGUGCACGAAGCCUACCCGGGCAGCGGAGCAGGAGCAAGAAGAGGAGGGGACCCUGGUCUCACACAUCCCGGAUUUUUCCAAUUUUUCCAGCAAAGCGAGUCUGAAUGGCUUUUCUCCUUGGACAAACACGUCUAUCUCCACCCCGACGUCUUCCCAGCUACAAAGCGCAUCCGGUGCUUCCCUCCCUGGACUCUUUCAUCCACACCCCCUCCUGAGUCACCACCACCACUCUUACUACGGCCCACAAGCUCAGACCCACGCUGAGCACCUCGCGUCCGCGGCAGCGUCCGACAGCAGGUUCGUCCGCUGCUGGGAGGGGAUGAGCCCGGCCUCGGAGACCACUCUGUCGCAGGUUACACCCAGUUUCCCCGCAUGUCUCCCCACUCAAGGGGAACUGUCUAAUCCCAGCCCCACCUAUGACGCGGUUAAACCAGAGAGUUCGCCGCCGUCCCGCGACAGCGCCGAGGAGUCCAGCUUCGCUAACCCGGCAGAGGUGGUCCUGGAGCGGCUGGGGACGGCGAAAGAGCCCGGGAGGAAGACUGAGCCGAAGAAGGAGGACGAGGAGAGAAAUACACGACAGCAGCAGCAGCUCGACCCGGAAAAUCCAUCAGCCAGCUGGAUCCACGCCAAAUCCACUCGUAAAAAGAGGUGCCCCUACACCAAGCACCAAACCCUGGAGCUAGAAAAGGAGUUCCUCUACAACAUGUACCUGACAAGGGACCGGCGCCUGGAAGUGGCAGGACUCUUAAAUCUGACAGAGAGACAGGUGAAAAUCUGGUUCCAGAACAGGCGGAUGAAAAUGAAGAAGCUGAUGAUCCGGGAGAGGAGGAGUAUGAAUGACUGAUGGCUCUGGAGGAUAAGUAUAUAUAUAAAUAAAUAUAUUUUGUCUUUGUUUUUAUCUCCUCCAUGGGAUGGAGGUGUAGAGGGGAAGAGGUGUUGAAGCUAGCUCAUUAAACAAAACGCAGAGCCCCAUGAUGCUCAGCGUCACCUGCCCUUAAAACUGCUACAGGGGAGAUCAGGAUGCGUUGUAACACCUCAGUGCCAUCAGGCCUUCAUUUUUUAAAUCAUCAGAAAUCUCCCAUCCAUGUGUUUUACUGUGAAAACAAUCUGGAUCUGAUGUAAAUUAAAAACACAUGAAACAAUUAACACUUAAAAAAGCAAUCAAAAACUGCCUGACCUUAAAGUUGAAAUAUGUUUAACUACAGAAAUUUUCCACCAUUACCACAGACACAGAUUUUUGUCUAAUUCAAUGAGAUUUGAUUUGAUUUGUGGUAAACUGACACAAAUUAUUGCAGAAUUAUGAAGUUGAAGACAAAUUUCACAUGUUUUUUUGGUUUGUUUUGUUUUGUUAAUCCAAGUAUGAAAACAGAGGCAGCAAUUUGUUUUAAAACCUUUUAGAUCUUAAAAGUAAAAUUUCAUUUUUUUUUUCAUACCAAAUUUGAUUUCUGAUUUUAACCUUUUUCCUCUUUUUUUUCUUAAAACAAUUACAAAUAGCAUCACUCUGAAUUAUGGAGACCCAAGGAAGAAGAUUGAUAGAAAAUAAUCCAGAUUUUCUUUAAAUUGAAAUUUUCAAACACAAGAAUUUAUUUUAUUGAUAGAAUCAGUUUUUUGUCUUUACUGUUAUAUGAUGCCUGGGCGGGCAAUUAUUUAUCAUAUUUGUACAUUCAACAGCUGGUAAACACAGAAAAUGCUGACAAGAAGUAAUUUUCUGCCUUCGUUUUGGAGCACUCCAGUGUGGCGCCUAUAUGCGUUGUAUUUGGGACAUACCAAUGUUUUGUACCUCUCUGAAGAAGACAAAGGAGCAGGUAAAAAAAAAAAAAAAAACAUCCCCAUGAUGAAAACAUGGUGGUCGUAUCAUGCUUUCGGACUUCUUUUCUCCAGAUGUCCAGAGUACAAAUUCCUGCCACAUUUUCAGAUUUCCAUUUGUGAAAAAUAUUAAACACAAUCAUUUUCCAUUCCCCUUCAUAUUUAUGCACCACUUUGUGUCAGACUAGCUCAUACAAUCCCAAUCCAAAACUCUGCAGUGUGUGGUUGUGAUAAAAUACCAAUAAAGUUUAAGCUUUGUCAGGCACUAUCUCUCAUGUCUAAAACUGGAAGCACUUGAAGUAUUUUUUGACUUGAUGUAAGCUGUUCUUUCAGGAAAAAUACAACCACGAUUUAAUACUGAAUUUAUCACGCUCUUUGUAAAAUGGCUUUUAGUGCGGCAGGAAUAUAAACACCACUUACUUGAAGGCAUCUCUCCAAAAUUAGUCCCAGCAGAGCAUCAGCACCGCCUGAUGAUGGAAAAUGGGCUUAAAAACAAAUAAUAAGGUGAUACAAGGGAAAAGAGAUGACAAUUUAUUGUGAAAUAUUUUAAUAUCCCCUGUGUUUGAGUUAUCAUAUUAUGCUUCCUUCCAUUCCUGCUAUGUUUUCACAUUCAUGGGAUUCACAUGGUCACUUAGCCAAUAACACGUACAAGUCUGUUUUGUUGGUCCUGCACCACUGAAGGAUUGGUUUCAUUUGAGAAGCUGUGGUUUGUAAAUCCAUUAAGCUUCAGUGUUGGUUUCAAAUGCAGUUAGCAAAAAUAUAACAUCUAUGAGAUUAUUUUUGUUGUUUUUGUUUUGAAAAAUAAUCAACUGUGUCUGCAGAAACUCUGACCUGUCGCCCAGUAAAAACGACUUUAACAGCUGAAACUUUAAAACAAGGACUCCUGGAAGGCAUCUGCUUACAAAAAGAAACACUUUUAUCUUAAUUACAAUAGCUGCAACUAGGUUUUCAAAAUGACUUUUUGAAUACCUUUUAUGGUUUAAAUUUUCUCAAGUGACAUAAAAACACAAACAUCUGUCUAUGUUUAACAAAGUGUCUUUUUGAAGACAGAGUUAAACAAUAUCUGCAUAUCUUGAGUUUUAAGAUUCAUUUGUCAAAAAAAUAAUCAAACUUCUACAUUUUUGUAUAGAAAUGCAGUGAAUUUUUUUUUAUUAAAAACGGGUGAAAGAGUAUAUUUUAUGUAUCAGUGUGUGUGUCACACUCAGAAAAUGGAAAUGGGUUUUCCCUCUGUGUUACAGCUAACGCUGGUGUCCCUUAAAAUCAGAAGUAGAACUUUAAUCCCUUCCCUGUCUCGUUUUCUCCAAAGUGUGCAUGUUGCCUUAUAUGGACAUAUUUCCUUGUUGUUACUGUCGUUGCUAUUGUUGUCAUUGAUGCUGUUGUUGAUAUAUGAUGUCAUACCUUUAUUCCACACUCAAACACACACCAGUCAUUGCUAAGCUACAUGGCGAGACAAAAUCCUACAGCUUGGGUUUGAUGGUUUACAGAGAUUACCAUAUAUGGGAAAACCACGCACAAUCUCUCAGAUUUAGACAAUAAAGUUACAUUAUUAGGAUUGCUUUGGAAGUGAAAGGAUUAUCCUGUCAAAUACAAGAGUAAAUAUUUUCAUUUAGCCCUAGCUAGGAUUAUUUGCUUGAGUAGAUUAGAUCUGAAAGCUUCACGUUGGAGCGAGACUCUUGGUGUUUGACAGACUAAUUCUUCCGUAUAUUCUAGAUUUAUUUGAAGGAUAUUUUGUCAUGAUGAAGAGGUGGACUCAGAACAACACAAUUGUUUUCAUUUAACUGGAAGGUUCGAUCAGUAAGGCCUUCAUCUUUAAAUAUGCUGCUCAUUGUGCUUAUUUUUAAAUAAAACACAACAAUGAUCUUAUUAAAUCUGUCUCUCUCUUUUGCUUCAUCUCAUUUAUUUCUAGCAGU